This is a messenger RNA of Penicillium oxalicum, 957 nucleotides long. RefSeq names its product PhzF family phenazine biosynthesis protein. The transcript has a single exon. The record is from RefSeq and is a predicted model, not a curated record. Gene Ontology annotation, molecular function: isomerase activity. NCBI's taxonomy places the organism in Eukaryota, Fungi, Ascomycota, Eurotiomycetes, Eurotiales, Aspergillaceae. Gene Ontology annotation, biological process: biosynthetic process. Gene Ontology annotation, cellular component: cytoplasm. Bases 1 to 957 code for a protein of 318 amino acids.
AUGGUCCAACUCAAGUUCCUCACUCUCGAUGUCUUCACGACAAAACCCUUCCAAGGCAAUCCGCUGGCCGUAGUCUUCCUCCCCACCGACCCGCAACACGCCCUCACCCAACGCCAGAAACAUCUCCUCACGAUCGAGUUCAACCUCUCCGAGACCAUCUUCGUCCACCCCGUCACCCAGCCCACUGCCUCCCACCGCACCAUCGACAUCUUCACAGUCGAAUGUGAAAUCCCCUUUGCAGGACACCCCACCAUCGGCGCUGCCAGUUGGUUCCUGCACCACAGCCCCGACUCCCCCGACCAUCCAGUCACAAGCCUGAUUACCAAAUCGGGCGAAAUCCCCAUCACUCUCCAAGACCCUCACAGCGGCAUCGUCGCGGCCAAAAUCGCACAUCACACCCGGAUCCAUUCGCAGCGGUUCCCUCUAGCAGAGUUAGUGGCGCUCCAUCCUACCGUGCAGCCGUACAUGAGCCAAACCACGGAGGAUUUCCCGCUCUUCUCGAUCGUCAAUGGGAUGAGUCAGGUCUUUGUAGAGUUGCCGUCGCUGGAGGCGCUGGCGGCCGUCACCCGUGCGACGAGCGCGGACUUGAUCUCCACGGAGCAAUAUCUAGAUGCUGGAUGGCACAACGGAAUGAUCUGUGUGUACUUUUACGUGCGGGGCGUGCAGGAUGAGAAGACUGGAGAGACGGUGAUUCGGACUCGGAUGAUGUUGAGUGGGAUUGAGGAUCCGGCGACGGGGAGUGCGGCGAGUGGAUUGGCGGCUUACCUGGCGUUGACGGGAGAAUCGUCCUCGGAACAGCGGGAGAUUCGGCAUCACUUUGUGCAGGGGGUGGAGAUGGGGAGACGAAGUGAUAUUGGGGUGAAUGUGAAGAUGGAGGGACAGGUGAUUCAGCAGGUGGAAUUGACGGGGACGGCGGUGCGAGUGUCGGAGGGGAUGAUUGCUGUUCCUGAGGAAUAA